Messenger RNA from Oncorhynchus keta (chum salmon), 2141 nucleotides. Its product is annotated as zinc finger protein 239-like. Lineage: Eukaryota; Metazoa; Chordata; Actinopteri; Salmoniformes; Salmonidae. The record is from RefSeq and is a predicted model, not a curated record. The coding region runs from base 767 to 1315 and encodes 182 amino acids. Gene Ontology annotation, molecular function: DNA-binding transcription factor activity, RNA polymerase II-specific; RNA polymerase II cis-regulatory region sequence-specific DNA binding. Gene Ontology annotation, biological process: regulation of transcription by RNA polymerase II; central nervous system development. The transcript is spliced from 2 exons. Gene Ontology annotation, cellular component: nucleus.
UUCAUCAGCAGCAACAGUUCGUCAGACACCUCGGUAGCUUGAUAGACAAAAUAGACGAACCAAUAAAGAUCUUUAGACUGGUUCGUAGAGCCAGUCUAUUUUAAACUCUUUACUGUCGUCUAGUUAGUUAUCAGAUUUAGUUUAAUAUUUAAGGUGUUGUUAUUAUUGGUCAUCUAGCUGGCUGGUUAAGUUAGCAUUAGCCUAGCUAGCUAACAUCUCCGACCAUGAGUUCACUAAGCUGCUCUCCUCCUGACAAAGAAGAGGAGGUCUGCUGGACGGAGAAAGAUGCUCUCGUGAAAGAGGAGGAGGAAGAGGAGGCUGUUACAAUACAAAAACAAGUAGAGGGUGAGGCUUUUACCGUGAAACAAGAAGAGAAAUACGUUUCCGUUAAAGAAGAGGAAGAUACGUUCAGAGUGAAAGAGGAGGAGGAUGUUACAGAAAAGAAGAGGAGGCAGAGAAAGAGGAGGCUGCCGUGUUUGGAGUGAAGGAAGGAGAGAUGACUGUCACACUGAAAAAGGAGGAAGAAGAGGAGGAAACUGGAUAUCUGGGCCCGGUUUCCCUAACGCAUCUUAUUAAGGUGUCCGAUGGUUCUAAUGAUGAACUUAGCCGUAAAAUGGUUUUGAGAAACCGUUCCUCGAUUUAUACUAGAGAGAGACGGGACUACCGUUGAUCCUCUGGGGAGCCUCAACAACCUCAUGAUGCUGACAAGGCAGAUAAGAGUCUCUCCACAUUAGAACAUCUCAAAUUCCAGCAGAGACCCACAGGAAUGAAACCUCACCACUGCUCUGACUGUGGGAAGAGUUACUCAAGAUCAGAUUCACUAAAAGCACACCAGAGAAUUCACACUGGAGAGAAACCUUAUAGCUGUUCUCAAUGUGGGAAGGGUUUUACUACAUCUCGCCGUCUGACUAUACACCAGAGAACACACACAGGAGAUAAAUCUUACCACUGCUAUGUCUGUGGGAAGAGUUACUCAAUAUCAGAGUCACUAAACACACAUCAGAGAAUUCACACUGGAGAGAAACCUUAUAGCUGUUCUCAAUGUGGGAAGGGUUUUACUACAUCUAUCAAGCUGACUAUACACCAGAGAACACACACAGGAGAGAAAUCUUUCCACUGUGCAGACUGUGGGAAGAGUUUUCUGAUAUCAGGAUAUUUAAAAUCACACCAGAGAAUACACACAGGAGAGAAGCCUUAUAGCUGUGAUCAAUGUGGGAAGAAUUUUAGUCACUUAAGCAGCCUGAUAGUUCACCAGAGAACACACACAGGAGAGAAACCUUAUAGCUGUGAUCAAUGUGGGAAGAGUUUUACUUAGUCUAGUCAGCUGACUAGGCACCAGAGAACACACACAGGAGAGAAAUAUUUUAGCUGUGGUCAAUGUGGGAAGACUUUUACUGAGCAUGGUAACUUGACUAAGCAUCAGAGAACACACACAGGAGAGAAACCAUAUAGCUGUGAUCAAUGUGGGAAGAGUUUUACUGAGUCUGGUAACUUGACUAAGCACCAGAGAAGACACUCAGGAGAGAAGUCACAUAGCUGUGAUCAAUGUGACAAGAGAUACUCUGAUAAUCGAUCUCUUAUUAAACAUCAGAAAAUACAUAAAGGAGUUGUUUCAUGAUAUCAAUGAAAUAAUGUUACAAUGUAGAAUGUUUUAACAUUGUAGUAGGAGUAGUUUAAUGAUGUCACAAUGUAGAAUGUUUUAACAUUGUAGUAGGAGUAUUCUAGUGAUGUCACAAUGUAGAAUGUUUUAACAUUGUAGUAGGAGUAUUCUAGUGAUGUCACAAUGUAGAAUGUUUUAACAUUGUAGUAGGAGUAUUCUAGUGAUGUCACAAUGUAGAAUGUUUUAACAUUGUAGUAGGAGUGUUCUAAUGAUGUCACAAUGUAGAAUGUUUUAACAUUGUAGUAGGAGUGUUCUAAUGAUGUCACAAUGUAGAACCCUAAACUUUUGUCUCCUGUUCUAUUGAUUUCAGCAUGAUGUGGAUAUUAGCCUCAUCAGGGGGAAAAUCCAGGUUCUGAAUUGAAAGAGUCCUAAUUUAUUUGAUUAACAAAAAAAGGAGUUGUUACCACAUUGGCAUUGCACUAUUUUUGCUUUUUUAAUCGUCUUAUGUUUGUUGUGUAGUAAAUAUUUACCAUCUAAACCA